AUGUCUACUGUUAAGGACAGUUUGGAUGUAUUGAAUAGGAGGUAUGAUAUAUGUAUAAUAGGAGAAGGGAAUGUCGGGAUAUCUUCAUUUUUGUAUUCAUAUAUCUACAGGACAUACAUUGACGAUACUGCUUUAGAAAUUGAGGAAUUGCUCACGAAAACAGUUUGGAGAGGAUCACGGUCUUAUGAUAUCUCGAUAUUGGGAGGAUCAGCAACUCAGGAAUAUUACCUGAGUAGCAGAAAACAGCAAAUCCGAAAUACUACGGCGUUGAUAUUUGCUUAUAGCGUAGCUGAUAGACAGUCGUUUGCAGAGCUUGAAGAUUUAUUCGAAAGGACAAUGUUCGUACGAAAAGAUGUACCACCUUUCAUUAUUGUUGGUUUGAGGUCAGAUAUGGAUACCGAGAGACAGGUAACAUACGAGGAAGGAUACAGUUUGUGCAAGCAAUUAGGAGGGAUCAAAUUUCAAGAGUGCAGUGCCAGGGAUGAUGUUGGUAUUAUAGAGGCAUUCGAUCCAAUAAUAGAUGCUGUCUUGUCGAUUAAAUAUGAUAAAGACAAAAAGAAAAAGGGCGCAAUCAUAAACAAAAAGGGAGCCAAAGCAAAGAAUGCAUCAAAAGCAACGAUUCCAAAAGCUGCUGUGAAGUUGAGCAAGUCAACGAAGAACGAAUCUCGGGAUGAGAAAAAAACUGAGGAAAACGAAUAUCGACAAUCAAACCUACCAUUAUCAACUAACACAUCCCUGGCAUCAGAAAGUAGAACAAAGAACUAUAGUCUGCUUGAAUCUAAGAGAGGCUUACAAAAGCAAGGAUGUUGCACUAUUACAUGA
Molecule: messenger RNA, 822 nt
Organism: Debaryomyces hansenii CBS767
Lineage: Eukaryota; Fungi; Ascomycota; Pichiomycetes; Serinales; Debaryomycetaceae
Gene: RAS2
Product: Ras2p
Exons: 1
Coding region: 1-822 (273 amino acids)
Biological process (GO): signal transduction
Cellular component (GO): plasma membrane
Molecular function (GO): GTPase activity; GTP binding; GDP binding
Source: RefSeq, a predicted model, not a curated record